AUGUCGAACUCCGACUCCAACUGGUCCUCAACAGGGCUCAAGUCCAUGAACGUCACUGGCGACGACGCCAGCAUGAGCUCCUCCGAGCUAAGCUCCUCGACCGGCGCCGGCAAACGAGGACAAACUGCAUCGAGGCAAAAGCGCAACAAGCGCAAAGGUGUGGCCAAAAAGGCCGUGACCAAGAGGGCGGUUGCAAAGGACAAGAAAAAGAAGCCGGAAGGGGUGGGCAAGAAGGCAGGAGCGGGCGAUGCCGACACCGCAACCGGUGUCGACAGCGAGGGGCAGACGAUCACGGCCACCAGCACGGUCCAAAACGCUGAAGCCAUUGUCGAGUACAUUGAGAUGGUGGCCAAGUCCGAGAAGCUGCCCAAGUUGGUGCAGAACAAGGUGCAAACAGCCAAGGAAAAGAUUCGCGCGUUCAACAACGAGCCUGCAGUGGUGGUCGUGACGGGCGCUGCUGGCAUCGGCAAAUCAUUCCGCUGCAACCUCCUGGUCGCGCCGGCGGUGACUGUGGCAGCAAGCAUGUUUCCGGACCAGACCCUUGAUGAGCUCUCUGACGAGGACAGGCAGCGGGUGAUGGAGAACGUCGGCACGCUGCCUCUUCCGUCCGCAGCAUCGAACCGCCCGAUCACCGAGCUAGUCACCCAUCUCGUGUUUGGAAACGAGUUUGCCAUCCGGGUGGUCAAAACGAGUCUCGACGAGCACGAGGAGGUGAUCGAGGAGACAGCAGCCGAAGGUGGGCUCCUGGCCAUGCCGGACCUUGUCCGUCGAGCCUUUAACACCCACGGCAACCAUUUGGCAAGCAGCCAACGCCGUGCCAACGAAGGCGAUCUGCGGGUGGAGGUCGUUGGUCCGUGGGCUACCGGGCCACGGGUCGUUCUCAUCGACCUGCCUGGAAACCACUCGGAGACGGUAGACACGAUGGGUCAUCGAGCCAUUCUCAAGGCCGACGUUGUAGUCCUUGCGACCGGAACGUCGCGAGUGGCGGCGCCUGAGCUGGUGGCCAAAAUCGUCAAGGUUCGGACCCAAUCCGGGAUGACGACGGCCGCGCCGGUCCUCACCAACGUCUACACGCCCGAGAACAACAAGGAUGAUGCCGAGGACCCGUCGGCUAUCCUCCGCAGCAACAUCCUGACCUGCGCCAUCUCGGUCGACGCCGAGACGUCGACCGCCGGAUCAACCUCGAGUGUGGCCACAGCGGCGAGCGAGGGGCCGACGAUCGCAUCAACAGGCGACCACUCUGGCAACCAAUACGUAUUUCUCAACUCGCUUGCCCACAAGGCCAAAGCGGUUGACUCAAGCAAGCUCUUUUCGCGGUACCCAACCCAGCAAGAUCGAGUCGAGUACGCGGCAACCGUCGACGCCGCCCAAAAGUGGCUGACCGAGACCAUCGAUCAAGCCAUCGCGCACCGUGUCUACUACGCCACCAUGCCAGUUCAUCAAGCUGUCCAGGCUGCACGCCGACCGAAGAUUCCUAACAACAUCAAGGACAUCCGCGAGCGGGUCAUGACGCGGACAGGCAAGCGGAAGGCCGUCAAGCGCAAGCGUGACUCGGAUCGCAACGAGCUCAGGGACGACGCCGCUCGCACUACUGAGGCCAUCAUCAAGGACAAGCCCCUCGAGCCCGACUACAGCAAGCAAGUACUCGAGACCUUUCUUGGCCGCAACACCAAAGAGGACGAUGAGGUGGCUGCGUUUGUCGACAAGUACGUCGAGGCUGCCAAAAAGCCGCCCCGCGCAUCUCACCCCAUCAACGUCAGCAACAUCAAGAGUGUCUUUGACAAGAUCAUGGACGUCACCGGCUCAGUCCUCAUCAACAAGCUCAACAUGAUCCAGGCCGAGGCGACCAAGGAGGUGAAGAAAGCCCGCUCCGAGGCCGGCCUCGCGUUCGUUGACGCCGAGAACACCUCAUCCAUCAUGCCUACCGUUCAUGUCAACAAGAUCAGCCUCGACGUUCGCACCACCUGGUCCAAGCAAGUGUCGGAGGGUAUCAUCAGCAUGCUUCGUACGGAGCUGACCAACUUUACGAGUGGCAGUGACCCGGAUGUGAGCCUUGCUGCCCGGGCCCGGUUGACCGACCGUCUCUACGCCAACAUCGCCAACAUCAUCAAGGAACCACUCCAGUGCUACCACGACCUUGUGCAGACCAUCGUCGACACCAUGGUUGACGCCCUCGAGGAGUUCAUGCCGCAGGAAGCAAGUGAGGACAAGCGGAGCCCGGCCAUGAUCGGGCUCGACAAGAGGAUGAAGGAGAUCAACAAGCACCUCCAGGAGUGGCGCAAGAAGAUCGAGGCUGGAAACGAUCCCAGUGCCACUUUCAUCGACCUCAUUCACGCCUCGGCCUCGCCACCCAUCAUCUUUGAGAAGCUCACCGGUGAGCUGAGCAACGUCAGCAUGGAUCGCGAGUCGCUGUUCAACGAGCCUUCGAUUGAUCUCUGUCUCAAGCUCACCAAUGCACCUCCCACCGACGUCCGCCACUCCCCCAUUCUACAGCUCAACAUCACUCAGAGUUCACACAGCGCACGUGUGACGCUGACGCUUGACGCCGCCAUCGGCGGCUCACCACUCGUGGCCGAAGAGUUUGCGCGCCUCUGCAAGCAGCACGUCGCCAAAACCCUCACUGAGCGUGGCCCGAUGAUUGCCUCGCCGAUCGCCCUCUCUCUGCCUCACGAAGCACCUGCCACAGCUGCAGAUGCCCAAGCUAUCUACACCGACAAGCUCAAAUCACAGCAGUCGUGGCUGGCCCGCGUUCUGUCAGAGGACGAGGCCGAGAUCUCGCGAUUUGUUUUCGUCGGGCCCACACUGACCUGGGUGCAGGGUUUUGUGGACUUUCUCGACGCGCAAGGGAUGCAGAACGUGGUGGACACCGCCUUCUUUAUCGUUGCCGACGCCGCAAGCGCCUCGUACAUGGAGGCAGCACUCGUCUCGGCCUGGCUCUCGCUCGGAUCGUCGAUCCUGGCCGAUCUGGUCCGGAACAACAGCACCUUUCCGCCCGCACCGCAUACGAUCAAGGCCACGCCCAGCCUUGACGAGGCCAAGUCAUGCUACGCGCCUGUUGUCGACCUCAACACCGCUCGCUUUAGCGAGUACCGCCCGCUGUCCCUCCAGUGGACAAAGGCGACAGUCGUCCGCGCGGUCAAGUACAUCUCCACCGCCGCCACAGUCAACCUCCAUCGACGGCGCGCGCGCACCACUCGCAUCAUUCACAGCUCGGCCGACUCGAUCUUGAAGUCAAGCUGCCCGCGCGAUGUCCUCAACACUGUUGUCGCGGCCACAAGGGACUCCGAUACCCAGCAGACGCUCGACGAGCUGGCAAAGGUCCUGGAGUUUGUCAAGUCGCGCGCCGCUGAGGAUCCAUCCCUCACCCCAAUCGCCGCAAGCAUCAACGACGUCCUUGGACGUGCCCUUCCCUCAGUCAUUGGCCUCGGGCACGCCAAGUUUGUCAAGAGUGUCCUCAUCCGCCAGUACCCGUACCUCAGCAUCUCGAAGAAGUCCGAGUACAAGCCGGUUCAGGGACUCAUCAUGUUUCGCGCCGAUAAGGCGCUCCGCUACAUUCCGCGGCGCCAAGCCCUCCCAACCGAUCCGAACAAGGACAUCCAUGAGCUCCGCCGAACUUCGUACGCCAUGCUCAACAAGAACAUGCUGCUAGACAAGGACGCAUGGGGCAUCUCCCUCCUUGUCUGGUCCGCCUUUGCCACCACGCGCGUCCCGCCCAACGCGCCGGCCGCUUCACCCCGCAAGCGCCCGCACAAGCGCAAGGCGGCCUCGACCAAGUCCAGCAGCCCGGUCCCAAAGAAGCGGCAGAAGAUGCGCUUGCCGUCCGCCGAACCCGAACUCACGGACGUCGGCAGCUCGUCGCACCCCAUCGUUCUUGACGACUGGGAUCAAGACGUCGCAGCCGCGAGCGCGCCAACGACGCACCCUCGAGCCCCUGGCGCCUCUUCUGGUACCACGACCACAGUCAUCCGUCGCCGCCGUCGCCGUCGCAAGGGCAACCGCGUGUCAAAGAAGACAACCAAGAAGUAGUUCUCACCCACUUCUCAUCUCUCUCAUUCACAGCACUAAACUCACUUUCUCCA
Molecule: messenger RNA, 4079 nt
Organism: Thecamonas trahens ATCC 50062
Lineage: Eukaryota; Apusomonadida; Apusomonadidae
Exons: 3
Coding region: 1-4026 (1341 amino acids)
Source: RefSeq, a predicted model, not a curated record